AUGAUUAUGAUUAAAACAAAACGAAGACAAGACAAAGACAAAGAAGACGAGGAAGAAGAAAAGCUUGCCAGCGCCAAUCAGGUUGAUGAAAAAGCCCGGGCAGGGAUAAAGGAGAAAGAAAUGGGAUCCAGUCUUGUAAGGCAAAGAGGAAGAAGUGAUAUAUGUUUCAUUAGCGUAUCAGCAGUGGAGGUGACGACGCCAGAAGAGAUGUUUGUGGAGAAUGGAACGGAUGCAAGGCUUCCAUGCACGUUCACAUCCCCAGAGGUGAUCAGCAGUGCAGCUACAGUUUCUUGGAGCUUCCAAGCAGAGGGAUCAUCAACUCCUAUUUCAUUCUUUUAUUAUACUUCUGGGAAGCCCUACACUGGAAAGAACAUCCCAUUUAAGGACAGAGUCAGCUGGGCUGGAGAUCUUAACAAGAAAGAUGCUUCUAUCAGCAUAGCAAACAUGCAGUUCCUGGACAACGGCACUUACUUCUGUGAUGUCAAGAACCCACCUGACAUAGUCGUCAAAGCAGGAGAGAUCCGACUUCGAGUUGUGGAGAAAGACAGCUUGACUGUGUUCCCGAUGAUGAUGGUGGCAGGGGUAGCCGUUGCUGCAGUUGUAGGUGUUGUUUUGCUCAUCUCUCUUAUUGCGUGUAUCGUCGUCAGAAAGAAGAACUCUAAAAAGCGUUAUUCUGGCUGCAGUACCUCUGAGAGCUUGAUGUCACCGGUUAAGCAGGCUCCACGGAAGUCACCCUCUGACAUGGGGUGUCUGGUAAACAGCGUGCCCACCAGAUCACACCAGGGCCCAGUCAUAUAUGCGCAGUUAGAUCACUCUGGAGGGCAACACAGUGACAGAAUCAACAAGUCUGAGUCCGUGGUCUAUGCUGACAUUCGGAAGAACUGAGAGGAGGUCCCAACCAAUCCAAAGCAAAACACGCAUCUAAACUGGAAUUGCUUGAAUGAAAUGUGACCCAGAGAACUCACAUGUGGCCUUUGAUGCCCUAGCCUAGGACCAAUGCAUGUGGAUACAGAGAGAAAGAUAUAUAUGUAUUGUGUGUAAAUAGUCUAUUUAAUCGUACAGAAGUGAAACCAAUGUUGCAUGUUAAGAUGCGGUAAGAAUUCUGCUUAUAAAUUGCCAAUAUUCUUUUUUUGUAUCUAGGAUAAGGAGAGAGAAAGUGAACAUUCACAACCAUCACGGUUUUAAAAAUAUUUUUAUCUUAAUAAUGAAUGGAAAAACUGGAAAAUGCUUGAGAUUCUAGACUGACCUGACCUUUCUCUUUGUGGGGGGAAGGGUGACUUUCCUAUUAAGAGGGAUAUGAGGAAGGUUGUCCCUUCCCCUGUCCCCAGCCAUAUUAGAAUGUUUUUCUGUAUCACUUAUCUUUUC
Molecule: messenger RNA, 1365 nt
Organism: Gavialis gangeticus (Gharial)
Lineage: Eukaryota; Metazoa; Chordata; Crocodylia; Gavialidae
Gene: MPZL1
Product: myelin protein zero like 1
Exons: 7
Coding region: 1-885 (294 amino acids)
Cellular component (GO): membrane; cell surface; focal adhesion
Source: RefSeq, a predicted model, not a curated record